This is a messenger RNA of Hibiscus syriacus, 786 nucleotides long. RefSeq names its product protein CURVATURE THYLAKOID 1D, chloroplastic-like. NCBI's taxonomy places the organism in Eukaryota, Viridiplantae, Streptophyta, Magnoliopsida, Malvales, Malvaceae. Gene Ontology annotation, cellular component: thylakoid; chloroplast thylakoid membrane. The transcript has 5 exons. The record is from RefSeq and is a predicted model, not a curated record. Bases 10 to 627 code for a protein of 205 amino acids.
UCCAAACACAUGGAGCUGCUCGCUACCACCCCCAUCCGUUCCAUUUCCACUCUUCCGUCCAUCACCUUCUCCACCUUAACCCCGUCUGUUCGCCGUCGUCUCUGCCCUCCGCCGCUCUCUGGCUCUACCUCCAUCCGCCUCCGUUCCCGGGUUUUGACUUUUAGUAAUCCCUUGCCUAAAGCAACAGCAUCGGAUGAAGCCUCCUCCACCGGUCCGAACCGGGUUUUCGGAGAGGAUCGCGAUGGCGUUGCGAGUUUGGAAGAAGUUUCGGCGGUUGAGAAGAAUGUUGUCAAUGAAAACCUGUCACCGGAAGAACCUAAAGUAAAUUCAGCUUCCGAUGAGGAAUCGCAGAUGUUUGAGUUUUGGAGAAGCUUAAACUUGCAGCUUGAAAAAGAAGAUGCAUAUUCAAUCAUAUUAUAUGGAAGUGGUGCCUUGGUUGCUUUGUGGCUAGCAUCUGCUCUUGUUGGUGCUAUCGAUUCAAUCCCAUUGUUCCCUAAAUUGCUGGAGGUUGUGGGACUUGGCUACGCAAUCUGGUUCACCUCCCGAUAUCUGAUAUUCAAGAAAAACAGGGAGGAGUUGGCUACUAAAGUGGAACAACUUAAGCAGCAGAUCCUUGGCUCAGAUUGACAAUUGAUAUAGGAACGAUUUGGUUCAGUGUGUUUUGCUUGUUACAUAAAAAAGGAAGAAGAAGCAGAGUUGGAGAUUUUCUGUAGUUUUUAUUAGGAUACAAAUAUGUCAAUUACCGGAACUAGUUAAAAGAGCAUCAAGAUAAAAAGUUUUAUUUUU